Penicillium macrosclerotiorum is the source of this 1947-nucleotide messenger RNA. RefSeq names its product ferric reductase family protein. Gene Ontology annotation, molecular function: ferric-chelate reductase activity. Gene Ontology annotation, biological process: intracellular iron ion homeostasis; copper ion import; iron ion transport. Gene Ontology annotation, cellular component: plasma membrane. The record is from RefSeq and is a predicted model, not a curated record. Lineage: Eukaryota; Fungi; Ascomycota; Eurotiomycetes; Eurotiales; Aspergillaceae. The coding region runs from base 1 to 1947 and encodes 648 amino acids. The transcript has a single exon.
AUGUCAUUUGCCAAAUCUGUCCGUCGCCAUAUUCAAGAUCUGAGCAAUGCCACAGAAUUAGAGCCUCACUGGGGAUAUGCAGACCGGGCUGUGCCCUGUACUAAUGAUGCCGGCUCGUGUGCCUAUCUCGACGCUGUUUAUUCGGCCCAUGAUAUUGGAAUGAUGUAUACGGGUAUCAUAUGGGCAACUAUUGGAGGUAUUCUUUUUAUAUGCGCCAUGCUUCGACAAUCCCAUCGUUCGACAAUCGGGUCCAUAUCAACCCUACCUGCUGCCGACCUAUCGGGGUUCCGGAAGCUUCACGUCUCUUUUGCAGCCUUCGUCAGAAGAUAUCUGCUGCCUGACGCCGUCCGGUUGGUCUUUGGACGCACAAGUCGGCUGCAGGUCCUUAUUCUUGCAGCAUUAGCAGGAUAUCUUCUUAUAUUCAGUUUCGUUGGAAUUGUCUACAAUACCUGGGUCACCCCGGUGUCGGGAAUGUCGGGCGUCUACAACACUCGUUCCAGCAUUGGGCCCUGGGCAGACCGAGUCGGUGUUCUCGCAUAUGCUCUCACACCACUCUCUGUUCUGCUGAGUACUCGAGAGUCGCUCUUGUCCUUGAUAACCGGUAUCCCAUACCAAAGCUUUAACUUCUUGCAUCGCUGGUUGGGCUAUAUCAUCUUCGUCCAAAGUUCGCUUCAUACUAUUGGGUGGUGCGUGGUCGAAUUGAGACUGUACCAGCCCCAGCCAUCUGUGGGCAUUGAAUGGGUCACGCAGACUUACAUUGUUUGGGGGAUUGUGGCCAUGAUUCUACUCCUGUUAUUGUUUGUGCUGAGCACACCAUGGGGUAUUCGAUUGACUGGCUAUGAAACCUUCCGGAAGGCUCACUAUAUCCUUGCAAUGGUGUUCAUUGGGGCCUGUUGGGCGCACUGGAAACAGCUCAAGUGCUUUUUACUCCCAUCUCUCAUCUUUUGGGGCCUCGACCGCGGUGUUCGUCUUGCUCGCUCCGCGCUUUUACACUAUCACCCGGGAGAACCAGGGGUCCUCGGCUUCAAAUCACUCGAUGCCACCAUCACCCUCUUUCCAGACCCAGAGCACGGUGAUGUGGUUCGUCUGGAGUUGGAGAACAACCAAGAGCCCUGGGAGAUUGGCCAGCAUUACUAUCUCUGUUUCAUGCAGGGUAGCAUAUGGCAAUCGCAUCCCUUUACGCCACUCAACGUUCCUUUUGUUGAAGAAGGCAAAGUGAGACAUUCGUAUAUCCUUCGGGCCAAGAAAGGCGAGACCAAGAAAAUAAUCGACCUUGCUGUUCAAGGAGCAGUUAGCACCCCUGUGAUUCUCACAGGCCCCUAUGGUGAAUCGAUUAACCGGCAUCUGACGCUAGCGACAAACGUCGUUUGCGUGGCGGGAGGCACGGGGAUCACAUACGUUCUUCCUGUCCUUCUCAACCUCGCGAGGCAAGCACCCUCGCCAGACCGAAAGGUCGAAUUGAUCUGGGUCAUUAAACACGUUCAGAAUACUGAAUGGGUGCGAGACGAGCUGGAUCUUCUGCAGAGCCUCCAGAAAGAUUUGCAUAUCAACAUUCGUAUAUUCGCAACAAGAGACACGAGUAGCGAGUCGUCACUGGGCACAGAGAGUCAGACCGUGGUCAUAUCAAGUCAUGACAAUCAUGAGAAGACCACAGAAAUCUCCCAGUCUUCAUCCAUAUCAAAGUCAAAUCGAUUGCAAGGGAACAUACCCGUCAAAAUGGGGCAUGGGUCGGGGGACUUGAGCAGGCACCCAGAUCUUCGAAGCAUGGUCGAAGGCUUCGUAGAGAACACUAUCCAAGGACCAACUACUGUCUUCGCAAGUGGACCUGGUGGGAUGUUGAGCGAUCUCCGAAGUAUUGUUGCCUGCUGUAAUUCCGCGUCCAAGGUGUGGGCUGGCCAAGAGAGGUUUGAUGUUCGUCUGGUUUGUGAUGAUAGAUUAGAGUGGUAG